Molecule: messenger RNA, 2343 nt
Organism: Leopardus geoffroyi (Geoffroy's cat)
Lineage: Eukaryota; Metazoa; Chordata; Mammalia; Carnivora; Felidae
Product: F-box/WD repeat-containing protein 12-like
Exons: 10
Coding region: 1-1914 (637 amino acids)
Molecular function (GO): protein binding
Source: RefSeq, a predicted model, not a curated record
AUGAGGCAGAGGGGACCUACAGCCGGUGCCAUUGGCCUCCCAUGUGCGUGCUGCCAACUGACCCAUCAGAGGGAGACCGUGAGCUCCGUGGCUGUGGCUGCCGUGGUGCUGGUUGUCCAGGCCCUGCCUUCCCGGUCAGGGAUGGCCCCGGUAGAGCCAUCUAGGGGAGCGGAGAGUGUAAGGUGUCCUCAUGUGGGAACACCAGUGGGAGGGCAGCUUUGUUUGAUUUUGUUUUCAGAGGCAUUGAAAGCUAGUUCACUUUGGAGAUUUAUUGUAAAAAGCCCAGGUAGUUCUGCCUGGUGUCAGCCCCCCUCCAUUCCUACCGAGGGAAGUGGCCAAGGUGGCAGGCAUCGUUUCCUGGCCCUUGUUUCUCUGUGGUCACCAGGAAUGCAGCUCCAUUCACGGCUCCUCCGGUCCUGGGGGCUUCAUGCAGUGGGGCUCCCAUUUGGAGGUGCCUUGGCAGAAUUCAAGCCCCAGGAUGGCUCAGGUUGGGGACCGAUUGGGGUCAAGCCGCUUACCAGCAUCUCUACCCUGAGGACAAGGGUGAGCCAGGACCAGACGUGCCACCUCCUUACUCAGGUCUGGAAUGAGGUUUCAGGGACCAAGGAACUGUGGAGGCAGCUGUGUCUGAGACGCUGGUCAUCAUGUAAAACCUCCCAGAUGACCUUGGGCACACAAACAUGGAAAGAGUACUAUCUCUGCCGAUCCGAGCUGGAGUUCCGAAUGGAAUGUGGGCGGCCAGAGAAGGACUUCAUCUGCAAAGCCAUUGCCGGGCACACAGGAGAGAUAGACGAGCUGGCUUACAUCUCAACCAAGGAGUGCCGGUUUGACGGGCAAGAGAAGUCCUUGGUGUGCACCGUGUCCUCGGACAGCACCGUCCGAGCCUGGGAUGUGCAGGAGGGCACAGAGAUCUGGUCGAGCCCUCUGCAGCCCGCUGCUCUGGUGAACGUGGUGACCUUCCCUCGGCUCCAGCUGGCCAUCACCGUGGAUGAGCGGGGCCUCAUCAAGGUUUGGGGAGCGGAGAACGGAUGGGAGCAGGCCUCCUUCCGCCUGCCUACAUUCUCGUCUGCAUUGCAGGCCUGCGACCAUCCAGAGGGCCCUUUCCUGCUGGUGGCCUGUGCCGAGGGCUUCCUGUAUGCGCUCACGGUGCCCCAGCUGCAGCUGCGGUCCAGGACUCGCGUGUUCCCGAGCAGCCCCACCAGUCUCCUCUGCUCUCCUGACUGCCAGUGGGUGUUCGCUUCAACCCAGAACUCAGACCUGGGCCCGAAGGUGUUCCACACUCGCUCCCUGCUGUGUCUGGUGGAGGAGGAGCCUCCCGUCUCCACCACUCUACCCAUCUGGCUGACCUCCAGAGCCUGCUGGGCCCCUGACGAGACAGCCAGGCUGAUGGUGACGCACAGAAAUGCCAACGGCAUGCAGCUGGUCAUCACCACCUACGAGCUCGGGACCAAGCGGUCACGGGAAGGAGUGGACGUCGUGGUACAACAGAUGGCAAGUUUCCUCCUGCCCAACUCCAUGACCCCUCCUCACCUCAUGAAGGGCCACGGCUCUCAGGUGAUCCUGCUGGUGUCCGGGUCGGAGCUGGCGCUCUUCACCAUCCACGGGGUGCAGCUGGCAGCCUUCCAGGACCACCAGAGGCCCAUCACGUCCAUGUGGGUGGACCAGAGCCGAGUCAUCACCGCUUCCUUUGACCUAUCCCUGCGAGUCUAUGUGUGGAAUAAAGAAACGAAGCCUCCCGUCCUCAAGAGCUGCUAUCACCUGCUUGGGGGCUCCCACAGAUGGGCCAGUGGAUUCACCCACGUGGAAGGCGACAGUAUGAGCAUUGUAGGUGUGGAAGCCAGGAACAUUGGGACGAGUAUUCUGAGGUCAUAUUGCUUCAGAGUGCAGCAUGGCUCAGAUGACUGCAUCAAUUGAAGAUCAUCUCACUUUGGUGAAGAGCUUGUCUACAUACAGACUAAAUGAUGACUUAUCACCAUCGAGACAGAAAUGAGCAAUUCUCAGAUACCUGUUAUGGACCAGGCACUGUGCUAUGUGACUUUUUGUUAAUCCUCACAAACCAGUUAAAGAGGUAUGAUGUCUCUGUUUUUCACAUGAGGAACAGGACCAGUAAUGGGAGAGUAACCCAUUAUUGGCCUGUUGUCCAGCUGCCACGCCCCCUGCCUAAGCUUGUUCAGAUAGUAAGUGGUAGAGAGGAGUGGAUGCCAGAAGGCCCAAGUACAAGGGGCUGGGCUUGUACCAUGAUUAUUUUGUUGUUAGAUAUGUAACGAAGUAAGGAAAUGGUUUUCCCCCCCAUUCUGUUAUGUGCUUUAGGCACACGUUAAUAAAUGGUUGUGUGGCACCACA